This is a messenger RNA of Symbiodinium necroappetens, 489 nucleotides long. The record is from the annotation of a GenBank genome assembly. Lineage: Eukaryota; Dinophyceae; Suessiales; Symbiodiniaceae.
UCUGAGUGGGUGGUUGCACGGCACGUGGACCUAAGCACAAGGCGCAAGACAGCCUUCCGUAAGACUGCCCUGCGCGGAACCAUUGCUCCAAGCAUGUACCACGACUUUCGAGAGUUGUGGACGGAGGAGCUGUGGGAUCGGAGUUUUGGGACUUCCUCCAUCAGUGUCUACGAGUCCAAAGCGGACCUCUAUGAUUGGCAGCGGUGGGAGAAGCCGUAUGUGGUGGUGUGGCUACAUGGAAUGCAUCAGGGUCCCAUUGAUGCCAGCACACUUCGCAAGCUGCAGCGGAGGCUUUGGCGUCGGGUGAUCUUCGUCGUUCCGACCAACCCGGAACCACAGCGUGGAAUGCUUUUCAGCUGGGGAUGCACCUUCACCAAGGCCCAGAACAAACAGGUGGGCGUCCCAGGGUGUUGUAAGUCAUUUAUAGCCUUUCGACGGGUUUUGAUCUGGCUUGAGCGGGCUGUUUAUGGGACACUCGGAGGGUUCUAG